This is a messenger RNA of Peronospora matthiolae, 471 nucleotides long. NCBI's taxonomy places the organism in Eukaryota, Oomycota, Peronosporomycetes, Peronosporales, Peronosporaceae. The record is from the annotation of a GenBank genome assembly.
AUGGUCUGCCAUCCAUUCAAGAGCCUCGUUAGCGUCGCUUAUACCGCUCGACGGUAUCUCGUUGCGGCCGUUUUUUCGAGUUGUAGCAAAUCAGUCGGAAAAUCCACGCGUCAAUUUAAUUCGUUUUCGCGGCCAGCACGCAAAAAGCGCUCGUCGAAAGAGCCAGUGCGGCCUGGUCAGAACGCUGGACGAGAACACUCGGACCGAGUCUCGCUCGAGUCCUUUUUGCGAAACGGUUUCGCGGGAUUGUCUCUAGACUGCUUGGAUUCACUGACUCUCGCCAAGCGUGUACCCACCUGCUCCUACUGUCUUUUCGUCGAUUCCUCCUCUUUCGUCAAAACAGACGCGAGUCGGAUCGAAAUUCAACGAUUGAGGGCACAACCGCAAAAGCCGCUUCCUGUCCAGCGCUGCCACUCUCGAUUUUGCCCUCCCCCAGUGGCGUCUUUCGGCCAGCCACUUCCACACACGUAG